CUCCCGCUCCUCCUCCUCCUCUUCCUCCUUCCCGUUGUCACUCACUGGAGAAACACGCGUUUUCUGGUGUAACACGCCGGCCCCGGUUCCUCACCGACAGCACUCCAAAACGCCGCAAACGUGUUGAGUGUUUGACUUUGACACUAGGUCGAGGUUAGCACUUUCAGUAAGAAAGACGAUGUCUAAGAAGAUCCCCCAGUGCACUGUCGAGGAUCAGGCCGAGCUCAGUCAGCCUCCCAGCCCUUGCCAGGUGGAUCAACCUGCAAUGUCGGCAUUUGGCGGCAGGAGCAAGGCUGAACAGAGAAACGGAGAGACAACAUCCUCAUCGCCGGAGAGCGGCAGCCUGAACGGCGACGGGAAGCGCGGCGGGAAAAGCCGCCGCCGCAAGAAACGGUCGUCUAACUCGGAGAGCCACGCAGAGGAAGACGCUGACAAGAGCAAGCAGGGCGAGAAACCGGAGAAGCGGACCAGCCAGCCCCCUGACCCUCACGCCGGGCUCAUGGGUCUGCGGUCGGAGUGUGCCAACGUGUGGUUCGAACGGAGCGUCUACGAGCAAGCCGAGAGCCUCUACCAGCGCCGGCUGGUGAACUCUUCCAACGGGACCACCAAGUCCAACCGGCCGCCUCCGUCCUCAAGAAGACACUCAAACUCUCCGUCCCCUGCAUGUCCGUCCUCACCCGGGCCGGCGUGUCACCACGGAGACCAGGUGGCCUGCCACCACGUGGUGGAGACGGUGUGGGUAAAUAAGUCCACCUUUGAUCAAGCAGAAGGUCGCUUCGUUGAAGGGUCCGCGCAGCCAUCGGUUCCCAACUCUCUGGACUUCCCGGCCCCGCCGAACUGCUCCACUGCUCCCAGGACGCCUGACGAAGGGUACCAGUCUCUCGCCCCGACUCCGGCCACCCCUGUCAUCCAACAAGCGACCAUCGCGUCGACCGCCCGGCAAUCGAUCAACGGACUCCCCCGCAUCCCGGUGGAGCUGCUCCGCGACGUGUGGCUAGAGAAGCCGCUUUAUGACCGCGCCGAGGCAACCUUCUACCAGAAUCUGUACGGUAACAAUUCCUCCAAACGCCCCGGCUGCUCCUCCACCUCCAGAAGUAGCGACCACCCCCAAAGCCUCGUCGAGGAGGAGGAGGAGGAAGAGGAGGAGGAGGAGGAGGAGGAAAUGGUAGCGGAGGAAAAACAGGCCGUUCCACAGGGUAAAGCUGAGGUCUUCCACGCCCUGCACCCGAUCCAGGAGGAAGAGGAACCGGUCGAGGUCCCGGAGAAGGAGGAGGGCUCGGCAUCAGGAGUUCAGUACUUCCUCCAUCCGGAGAGCGAGCGGGUGUGGCUUGACAAGUGGCGCUACGAUGCUGCGGAGAGCCGCUUCCAUGCCUGUUGUGGGGAUAAACCCGUUGCGGUGAAGAAGAGUCGGAGGCCUGAAGCCUCAUCGAUUGCCUCCACUGCCCCACCCAGGGACAAAAAAAUGAGCUCCGCAGACUUUUUGGCUCAAGAGAAGAUCUGGUUCGACAAACCCCGCUAUGACGAUGCAGAAAGACGCUUCUAUGAGCGCAUGAACGGCUCGUCACAGGCCGCACAGGACGUCGGAGCAAACUCCAUCCUGCAAGACAUUGCUCGAGCCCGGGAAAACAUUCAGAAGUCUCUAGCAGGGUUGAAGACUACGCUGUCUAACAGAGGCUCCGCUCAGCCUUCCCUAAGCCAACAGUGCCAGCUCAACGCCGCCGGCCCUGCGAGCGGCGGCGCUGCGGGUGACCAAGGCGAACUGAGUUCUCGCAUCAAGAGUCUGGAGCUGGAGAACCAGAGUUUACACAAAGUGGUGGAGGACUUGAGGGCGGCUCUUUCCAAACUGGAGUGUCGGGUUUCAGUUCUGGAAAAAUCUCCAGCGGCUGCGUCUCCAGCUACGGCGCCUUCAGUCCCCUACACAAACGGCACAGCGGUCCAGCAGAAGACCAGCGCCCCAGUCCAAGACGAUGAUGAUGAGGAGGAGGAAGACGACGACGAAGACUUUGAUCUGUUUGGCAGCGACGAGGACGAAGAAGCCGAGAAACUGAAAGAGCAGAGGUUGAAAGAAUAUGCAGAAAAAAAGGCCAAGAAGCCCGCGCUCAUCGCCAAGUCCUCCAUCUUGCUGGACGUGAAACCCUGGGACGACGAGACGGACAUGGCGAAGCUGGAGGAGUGCGUGCGCUCGGUGCAGGCCGACGGCCUCUUGUGGGGGACGUCCAAACUCAUCCCGGUGGGCUACGGCAUCAAGAAGCUGCAGAUCGCGUGCGUGGUGGAGGACGACAAGGUGGGGACAGACCUGCUGGAGGAGGAGAUCGUCAAGUUUGAAGACUUUGUCCAAAGUGUCGACGUAGCGGCUUUCAACAAGAUCUGACCCCGCUGCGUGCUUUUGCCGUCCUUCAUUUCCGCCUUGUUUCUCUGCUGAUUGUAGGGGUGUGACGGUUCCGACCCGGCGGUAAAACCUCGACUCGAGAAUAAAGUGUCCAUCCCAGACAUUGGUUGAAGCCCCCCCUCCCUCUUUGAGGUGAACCGUUACACCCCUAACUGUGAUUGUGUCAACGGUUAAGAAGAAUAAAAUCAAACUCUUGC
Messenger RNA from Salarias fasciatus (jewelled blenny), 2586 nucleotides. RefSeq names its product eukaryotic translation elongation factor 1 delta b (guanine nucleotide exchange protein) (gene eef1db). The record is from RefSeq and is a predicted model, not a curated record. The coding region runs from base 179 to 2371 and encodes 730 amino acids. Gene Ontology annotation, molecular function: translation elongation factor activity; guanyl-nucleotide exchange factor activity. The transcript has 11 exons. Gene Ontology annotation, cellular component: cytosol; eukaryotic translation elongation factor 1 complex. NCBI's taxonomy places the organism in Eukaryota, Metazoa, Chordata, Actinopteri, Blenniiformes, Blenniidae. Gene Ontology annotation, biological process: translational elongation.